AUGAGUAAUUAAUGUAAGGGUUAGAGAAAGCUAAAAUUGCUUAUGAAACCAAUAAUCAGACUGGAUUAUUAUAAUCAUUAUAAAGAGAUACAUAAUCACUCUAAUAAACUGUAUUAUAUUACAAGAAAAUUAAUAAUUAAUAAUCUUAACAAAUCUUAGAAUUAUAAUACAUAUUAAAUGAGAGAGAAGAAUUAAAUAUUGAAUAGAAAUAUAUAACUAAUUAUUAAUUAAUAGAAUCAUAAUAAACAAAUAAGAUAUUCAUAGAAUAAUUUUUAUAAUUGGAAUAAAAAUAUUUAUUAAAAUAUUUUGAAUUAGAUUGAAAACAAAUUGUUGAAAAAGGAUGGUCAGAUAAAAUUGAUAUUUUAUAAAAUGAGAAUAAGAAUUUGA
Messenger RNA from Paramecium primaurelia, 387 nucleotides. The record is from the annotation of a GenBank genome assembly. Lineage: Eukaryota; Ciliophora; Oligohymenophorea; Peniculida; Parameciidae.